AUGUUUUGGAGCGGUAACUAUAACAUAGUUAGGGGUUUAAAUAAUCUCCUGAAAGAGGAGAAUGUUACAUUGACUCAAGUGUUGGAGGCGGAUGAUAUUUUGCAAGAAUGUAAGGCCGACAACACAGCGCUCAUACUUUUUUUAACAAAAUCAGAAGUUUUAGCAGAGCUUAUAACUCUUAUCAUAGAGGAACCUCCUAAAAAUGUUGAUAUGACAUCUCAGUACCGUCAUGCGCACAUUGCAAGCGAAGUUCUCACCAGUCAGCUCACUAUGUUGAGUGACCGCCUCUCUAGGGAUGUUGUGCAAAUGAACCGGCUUUGUGACUUUGUCAACAAAGAUCCACCAUUAAAUCCAUUACUGGCAUCGUACUUCAGUAAGACUAUUGAAAUGUUGCUUGAAAGGAGUCCAAAGCAAGACUGGUACCUGUACCACAUCGUGUGCCUCCGUGUUUUGGACUUCUUUAAAUCGAGACGAGAUUUUUUACCCAAUCUCUUGCGGCAUAUUUCAACUUCAACAAUUGCAGACAUUUUUAAAUACUUUAUAAGGCUUGAGGACCCAUUUAACAAAAUAAUUUUGGAGUGGUUAGAAGAGAAUCAGUUCCUAGAAAGUCUCAUUCACAUAAUUUGCGGGACAUAUGAACCUGAAGAAAUACGACAUGCCUCCAUCACUGAUGGUGAAGAGAGGUCACCCGACCAAAUUGAGAAGGGCCAGCAAGAGACCAGUGAGAAGGUUGAGAUGAAUCAUAAAGACGACAAUGGCAAAGAAGGGACUGAUAAAGAAGAUGCCGAGAUUACGGAGCGCCACUCCAAGCGGCUCAUCGCCGAAGCCGGUCGGGCGUCCGCCAACGCGGCCGCCCUGCUCUGCGACCUGCUGCUGGGCGCCUGCGCCUCCGCCAAUUCCGGGAUAAAGCCGCUGACGAGCUGGCGGCUGGUGACGCGGCUGCGGUCGGAGGAGUGCGUGCGUCUGCUUCUCCAGUGCAUGUUCACCUCGCCGCCGGCGAUGCGCCGCCACGCCAUUGUCAACGGCUGCCAGCUUCUGCUGGCGUUGCUGCCACACGACUCCCUAUCGGGCGGUGAGAGCGAGGCCGAGGGUGCGUCCGCCAGCGCGAGUGUCCAGCGUGCGAUAGCACCGCACCUGCCGCUGCUGCACCAGGCGCUGCUGCGGCCGCCCGCGGUGCCCACGCCGCCUAAGGACGACACGACCGAGGCGGACACGGACGCGUCGAAUAGCGCCGCGAAACCGCAAAAUAGAGAGCGUAGCGCGCACGACGACGACAGGGUCAACGACCGCACGGCGGGAGGCUCCCGGGAGAACCGCGAACGGAACGACGCAAGAGCCGCCGCGACGGACGAGCUCGCGAACGAGCGAACGGACGAACGUCCGACCGAACGUGCGAACGAAGGUCCGAACGAACACGUGGGCGUGGACGUGAACGCGAACGAGACGUCGGCCGAGCACAGCAACGGGCGCUCGGACGGUGACGCGCAAGGGCGCGGAGAGCACGCAAACGAACACGCAGACGAGAACACGGAUGAGACGAAGAGGCGAGCAGACACGCAGGCAAACAAGCAAGCGCAGUCGGGCGUCGUCGGCGCCGCGCGCGUCCACGUGGCGGCCCUGAUCGCCCAGCUCGCCUUCUCGGAGGUGGAGGAUGUGCACAACGCACUGCUCACUCUGGGCACGGCGGGCGUGCUGAUAGACAUGUUCUUCGACUACCCGCAGAACAACUUCCUGCACACCCAGGUCUACAUCCUCGUCCACAAUGCGCUCUCCAACAGGGUCUACGGGGAGCGGUACGCGGACCACUUGAUAGAUGAUUGCAAUCUAAUAACAAGGCUGAUGGACACAUACGAAGAGAACGAGAACACAAAG
Molecule: messenger RNA, 1872 nt
Organism: Iphiclides podalirius (scarce swallowtail)
Lineage: Eukaryota; Metazoa; Arthropoda; Insecta; Lepidoptera; Papilionidae
Source: the annotation of a GenBank genome assembly